Glarea lozoyensis ATCC 20868 is the source of this 765-nucleotide messenger RNA. RefSeq names its product HAD-like protein. Gene Ontology annotation, molecular function: hydrolase activity, acting on halide bonds, in C-halide compounds. The record is from RefSeq and is a predicted model, not a curated record. The transcript is spliced from 3 exons. Lineage: Eukaryota; Fungi; Ascomycota; Leotiomycetes; Helotiales; Helotiaceae. Bases 1 to 765 code for a protein of 254 amino acids.
AUGACCUCCAAAAGCAAAACCGUCGUGGCAUUCGACCUCUACGGCACCCUCCUCAGCACCGAAAGCAUAUCCAAAGAACUCGCCGUGCAUUUCGGAGACGACAAAGCCGCCGAGGUAUCUGCAUUAUGGCGACGGUUUCAGCUGGAAUAUACAUGGCGAAUGAAUAGCAUGCAGCUGUAUAAACCAUUCUCGGACAUCACGCGGACAUCACUGCUUCAUGCUCUUAAGGAAUCAGGCGUGAAGCUUGAAGACAAGGAUAUCGCCAAUCUGAUGAAAGCCUAUGAUAACCUAGGGACGUUUGAUGACGUUCCUUCUGCUCUAGAGGGCAUCAAAAACUCGGAGACUAUUGACGCGUAUGUCUUUUCUAACGGUACCAAUGAUAUGGUAUCUAGCUCUGUAAACCAGUCUCCAAGUCUAUCCAAGUUUUCUGAGGUAUUCAAGGGAUUGAUCACUGUUGAGGAGGUUAAAGUCUAUAAGCCACAUCCAAAAGUGUACAGUUAUUUGCUAAAACAGGUGGGCAAAGAUCCGGAGAAUAAAGAGCAUGUAGCAAGCGUGUGGCUGGUCACUGGGAACCCAUUUGAUGUUGUUGGCGCCAGAGCGGCAGGAAUGCAAGCGGCUUGGGUAGAUAGGCAGGGACAUCAUGGAAAGGGGGGCUGGAGUGAUCGGUUGGGGGAUCUAGCUAGUGGAGGGCCAACUAUUGUUGUUGAGGGUGUAGAUGAAGCUAUCAAAGGGAUUGAGAAAUGGGUCGAGGAAAAGAAGCUAUGA